Molecule: messenger RNA, 903 nt
Organism: Oenanthe melanoleuca
Lineage: Eukaryota; Metazoa; Chordata; Aves; Passeriformes; Muscicapidae
Product: basic proline-rich protein-like
Exons: 1
Coding region: 1-903 (300 amino acids)
Source: RefSeq, a predicted model, not a curated record
AUGGGUUUUGUCACAACCAGAGCCGGCUGCCGCCGCCGGCAGCACCUGGGCCGCUCCCAGGGACGCCGCGAGGCUCACCCGGUAGAGCCGCCCGGAGCCCCGGGCCCGCUCCGCCUCCCGCCCGGCCCCGCCGAGCGCUCUCGGGCGCGGCGCCCACCCAGGGCCGAGGGCGGCGGCAGGAAAGCGGCGCGGAGGGAGCGCGGCCCGGCCGAAAGGCGGCACCGGACAGGCCGCGGAGGGCGCGCCGAGCUGAGGCGGCGCCGCGCUGGGAAAGCCACCCCGCCGGCGGCUCUCCACCAGGCCCGGGCCCGCCGCGCCUCUGCCCAGGCCGCGCCGCCAGCCCCGCUCCCCGCCGCCAAGGGCAGGAAAGCCCGGCAGGUGCCACCGCGGCCGCGCUCCGGUCGGUCGCGGUUUCCCCGUCCCCUCUCUCACCGUGCACGCCGGGCCCGGCCCCGCUCCCGCCGGCUCCGCGGCCCCGACGCACCGAGCGGGCGGCGCGGCGCGAGCGCGACCCCGCGCGGGCACGUACCCGGGGGCGGGGCUGGCGCGCGCGCGCGGCGCCUGGCAACCGGCGGCACGAGCGCACCGCGGCCAAUCGGCGCCCGGCGAAAGCGCUGGCCACGCCCUCCCGCGCCCCGCCCCGCCAACCCGCCCCGUGCGGCCCCGCCCCCGCCCCGGAGACCCGCCCACUCCCGCGGGGUCCGCCGCACGGCUCCGCCCCUGCCCCGCCCCCAGGCCCCGCCUCACUGGCGCAGGACCCGUCCCCGCCGCUCCAGGCCCGGCCCCUGUGCGCAGGCCCCACCCACGCCCCUCGCGCGUCCGCCGCGGGGUGACCCGGGCCCCGCCAGAACCCGCCCCUCCGAGCAAGCUCCGCCCUCCCCGCACGUGCCCGCCCCGGGGUGA